AUGGUGGCUUUCACACGGGACUUUUCAGAUGCCUCUUCUGUCGCUUCCUCUGCUGUCACACCCUCCCCUCACCCCGCCUCCUCACACCCUCUCGCCUCGUUUGAAGCACCUCUUGAAUCGCCUGCUGUUGAGAAAUCUCAGAAGAUUUCUCCUCUCCUGGUCGCUGCCUCACACCCUCUUGCCUCGUUUGAGGCAUCUUCGUUAAGCAGAGAGGUUGCAGGAGUGGGGGAUGGUGGUGGGAGCACGCAUAUACAGGUGCAGAGUGCUGCAGCUAACAGUGAGCAUGUGGCUAGUGGACUACAGGGGAACAGAGAUGGACUUCUGUCAAGUGCGGGCGGAGAGGUAGAGAGGGCUAUAGAUGACACACAGACACCAGCAGGACGGGGAGCAGACGAUGAGGGGGCACGAGUAGGGGAGAGGCAUUUUGGGGAUGGAGGUAUGGGAAUGGGCAGGCGAGAGGUGGGAGCUGUGCUGGUGGGGAGCGGGAGGGAGAGUGAAGGAGGGGGGCAUUUUGAAAGGGAGGAGUUGGGUGAACGGUCAAGUGGAGGGAAGGAGUUGGGGGAGGGGAGGUUGGCAACGAAUGGGAGUGUGGAUGAGCUCAUGGCAGAGCUAGUCCAAGGCGUUUCUGGGCAGGUGGCGCUGAGCCUGCCCGAGGAGAAACGGGCAGCGGUGAAAAAGAUGCUGAUGGGGCUUCGGAGGCGCCUGGUAGUUGCCCAGACGGACAUGGGGGAGCUGAUGGAGCGAGUGGCACAAGAAACUGCUGUGAAGGAGUUUUUAGCAAGCAAGGUGCGAGGGCUGGAAGCUGAACUAGACGCAGAACGGAGGAAGCUGCGAGCGGAGGUGGCGAGGGAGGUGCGGGAGGAGCGGGAGCGACAGCUGGCAGCGCAGUGGCAGGCGGAGGAGGACCGGGCGGCACUGGGUGAAACAAGGGAGAGCGUGGGACGACUGGAGUCGAAAGAAGGAGCGUUGGGAUGGGCUUUUGAGAGUGGGAGUGACAGCUGGCGGCACAGUGGCAGGCGGAAGAGGACCGGGCAGCACUGGGAGAAGCGAGAGAGACUGUUGGGAGACUGGAGUGGCAGGCAGAGGAGGAUAAAGGCUGCUCUUGGUGAAGCGGGGGAGAGUGUGGGUCGACUGGAGGAGAGUCAUGCGUGUAGACAGGGGAAGGACAUGCUUGUCGCAGCGGGAGUGGCAGCAGGAGUGGCAGCGGGAGUGGCAGCUGGAGUGGCAGCUGGAGUCACCCCUGUGUACCACACUCCACCACACAAGCAGAGAGAGAAAGCAGAGCUACAGCAACAGCUGCUGUCAGGAACGAAAGAGAAAGCAGAGCUACAGCAGCAGCUACAGACAGCAACGGAGGAGCACCAGAAGGCACAACAAGACAAGGCUGCUGAGCUGGCAGCUGUGCAGGCGUCCGAGGCUCAGGCUCGGGCCGAAGCAAAGCUGUUGGCUCGAGAGGUGAAGGUCCUUCGGCAAGCUGUUGCUGAAGCUGAGAGGAAGAGACGGGCGGCAGAGGAGCGGACAGCUGAGCUGGAGGCCCAACAGGAGGCGCACAGUGGUACCAUAUCGGCAUGGCAAUCCAAGGCAGAGCGCUUCCUUCACGAGGUGCGGCUGCUGCGGCAGCGCAUGAAAGACGCCACUGUGGAACGGCUUUCAGGGAGUGAAAGGGCUGGAGUCAGCAAGAGAGGAGGCGGGGAUGGGAUGAAUAGAAACGGCGGAGGAGCAGGAGGAGGGAACAAGGAGGCGGAGCAGGUAGCAGCAGAGAGUGCUGGGGCAAAACGAGGGGGGGAAUCGGGAGUGCAAGAGGAGAUGGAGUUGCUUGUUACGUCAGACAGGCGGCUAGAACUGCUGGCGGCAGAGGUAUGUGAUUCAGAGCAGUGGUGUUAUAUUAUCACAGCAGCACUCACAGCAGGAGUGCAAGAGGAGAUGGAGCUGCUGGUUACGUCGGACAGGCGGCUUAAGCUGCUGGCAGCAGAGGUGCGUGCUGGUGCGAUCAGAGGUGUUGUGAUGUUUCCAUAG
This is a messenger RNA of Closterium sp. Naga37s-1, 2016 nucleotides long. The record is from the annotation of a GenBank genome assembly. NCBI's taxonomy places the organism in Eukaryota, Viridiplantae, Streptophyta, Zygnematophyceae, Desmidiales, Closteriaceae.